Molecule: messenger RNA, 1405 nt
Organism: Rhopalosiphum maidis (corn leaf aphid)
Lineage: Eukaryota; Metazoa; Arthropoda; Insecta; Hemiptera; Aphididae
Exons: 27
Coding region: 42-1208 (388 amino acids)
Source: RefSeq, a predicted model, not a curated record
GCAUUUAAAAGUUAUAGUUGCAAAGUGGAUUAUACAUCAAAAUGACUCCAAAUAUUUCUAACAAAAGUAUUUAUAUUAUUUUUAUAAUGAGCAUUAAUAUUGUAUCUGUGGUGUGUGUAUACAAACCAAUUUUAAAAGAAACAGAAAAAGUCCCAAUUUUUCUUUUAUAUUCAAACUAUGUAGAUGAUAAAAACAUGCCAGUUCCUUAUUAUUAUGAAGAACCACUGGAUGUAAGGAAAAAUAAAAUAAGAAAAUAUUGUAAUGAUGGUAAUUAUGUGACGUUCACAAAAUUUAAGAAAAUGUAUGAGACCUUUUCGCUUGGAAGUCUUAUAGUGAAAUUUAAAUUUUGUCUACAAUCUGAAACUAAUCCUUUUGAAAAGAUAAAAUAUUGCUGUAAAAAUAAAACGAAAAAUAAUGAUGACCAAUUUAUUUCUUGUUUGGAUCAAUCCCUUGAACCAACUCAGAAAACUGAAAUGGACAACUGCUUUGAGAAAUUUAUGCAAAAAUAUAGAGAUAUAUUUGGAGAAGAUCAAAUAGACUUCCACUAUACAUUUAGCAUCCCACAAGAAAUUGGGAAAGAUACUUUUAAAUUAUUCAAUACUGUUACUAAUCUCGCUGAAUAUAAUAAUACAAUCAAAGGUGUCAGUAUUGAAAUAUUUCCUGUGUUUUAUAAAGCAAUCAAAAAUGAAGAUGUAUCUAAUAUUUUUAAAUUAUCUAGUGAUGACGUGCAAGAAUGCAAUUCAUUUUAUAAGUAUGCUGAAGUUGAAGAAAACAUAAUAUUAUAUGAUAUUUUUGAAGGAUUCGAAUCUUACAGUGACUUUAUGCUAUACACAUCAACAAUAGUAAAAUAUCUAAAAGGCAUAGAAGGACCACUUGUAAAUAAUGCAGAACUAUAUGAUACAUUUCUUAAAAAUCAGAUAAGUUUCGAUGAUUACCGUGAGUUACACAAACCUAUACCACUGUUACAUGAAACAUUGUAUCCAUUAUAUUCGAUGAGAUUACAAAAACUAGGAUAUAUUCCAAUAGAAGAAAGUUUAUGGAAUGAAGGAUAUUCAAAAACGUCGGAUCAAUUAUUAAGCAAGUUGCAGCUGGCCAGCAAUUCGUCGAAAAAAUUUAUAUCAAACCAGCUGACCAAUCUGCGUUCCAAGAGUUGGUUAAAAAAAAAGACCGAAAAAGGGAUGAGUUAUUUGGGUUUUAAAAACAAUUAAAAGUCAUUGUAUUACAUUCUACAGAUAAUAAAUAUUAAUUUUAAGUAGUAAUCAUGGAAUAUUUCUCGCUCUAUUAUGGAUCGCUUGGACCAAAUAAUAAGAAUCUAGUAACCAUUAUCUAUUGUACUAUUAUAUCAUAAGCUUAGAAUAUUUUAUUAAAAUAUAAUUAAAUUAUGUGUUAUAAUCAGUAUAAUAAU